Molecule: messenger RNA, 8072 nt
Organism: Panthera uncia (snow leopard)
Lineage: Eukaryota; Metazoa; Chordata; Mammalia; Carnivora; Felidae
Gene: MYO10
Product: myosin X
Exons: 40
Coding region: 525-6692 (2055 amino acids)
Cellular component (GO): myosin complex; cytoskeleton
Molecular function (GO): protein binding; cytoskeletal motor activity; ATP binding
Source: RefSeq, a predicted model, not a curated record
GGGCGGGGAUGGUGGGCGGGGCGAGUGCUCCUGUCUGCAAAUCUCCGCGCUGCGGUGAGCCGGCUGAGUCCAGGCGCCCGAACCCUCACCGCGGCGGCGCUCGCGCUGGGGUAGCUACUCCAGGCACGCUUUGUGGCCGCUGUCCCCCUGUCGCGGCGAGCGCCUCCGGCUGGGGCGCAGGAGGAGGGGGCGCGCUCCCAAGACCCCCGCCGCCCUCCCCCAGCCCGGGGGAAGAAUGUGUCACCAGCUGUUCUCCGCUCGCGAGCGCUGCGCGCAGAAGUAAGGAACUUGGAGGCAGGGAGACAAAGGCUGCAGUUGGGACGGAUGAGUUAGAGACUUGGGUUUGGGCAAACAAAAGGUGCGAAAGACGAGAAGGGGGUAAGGCGAUGGCAGCCGGGGAGCCCCGCGGGCUCGGGUUCCUGGGAAUCGCGCCGUGACACGCAUGGUUUCCCCGGACCGUCUGCUGGGCUGACUUCCGCGAGCCGGACGCGGGACUCGGGCAAGUUGGGGAGCGCCCUGGAACAAUGGACAACUUCUUCCCCGAGGGGACACGGGUCUGGCUGAGAGAAAAUGGCCAGCAUUUUCCGAGUACUGUCAAUUCCUGCGCAGAGGGCGUCGUCGUCUUCCGGACAGACUAUGGUCAGGUGUUCACUUACAAGCAGAGCACAAUUACCCACCAGAAGGUCACCGCCAUGCACCCCGUGAGCGAAGAGGGCGUCGAUGACAUGGCCACCUUGACGGAGCUCCACGGGGGCUCCAUCAUGCACAACUUGUACCGGCGAUAUAAGAGAAAUCAAAUAUACACCUACAUCGGCUCCAUCAUUGCCUCCGUGAACCCCUACAAGACCAUCGCUGGCCUGUAUGAGCGUGCCACCAUGGAGUGCUACAGCAAAUGCCACCUGGGGGAGCUGCCCCCCCACGUCUUCGCCGUCGCCAACGAGUGCUACCGCUGCCUGUGGAAGCGUCACGACAACCAGUGUGUCCUCAUCAGCGGCGAAAGUGGGGCAGGGAAAACCGAAAGCACCAAAUUGAUCCUCAAGUUUUUAUCGGUCAUCAGUCAACAGUCUUUGGAACUAUCCUUAAAAGAGAAGACAUCCUGUGUCGAACAAGCUAUCCUCGAAAGCAGCCCCAUCAUGGAAGCUUUCGGCAACGCGAAGACCGUGUACAACAACAACUCCAGUCGCUUUGGGAAGUUUGUUCAGCUGAACAUCUGCCAGAAGGGGAAUAUUCAGGGCGGGAGAAUUGUAGAUUGUAUCCUGUUUCUUAACCGAGUAGUAAGGCAAAACCCCGGGGAAAGGAAUUAUCACAUAUUCUAUGCACUGCUGGCAGGGCUAGAACAUGAACAGAGAGAAGAAUUUUAUUUAUCUGUGCCAGAAAACUACCACUACUUGAGUCAGUCUGGAUGUGUAGAAGACAAGACAAUCAGUGACCAGGAAUCCUUUAGGGAAGUGAUUACGGCAAUGGAAGUCAUGCAGUUCAGCAAGGAAGAAGUUCGGGAAAUUUUGAGGUUGCUUGCUGGUGUAUUACAUCUUGGGAACAUAGAAUUUAUCACAGCUGGUGGGGCCCAGGUGUCCUUCAAAACGGCCUUGGGCAGGUCUGCAGAGUUACUGGGGCUGGACUCAGCACAGCUCACGGAUGCUCUGACGCAGAGGUCCAUGUUCCUCAGGGGGGAGGAGAUCCUUACGCCUCUCACCGUUCAACAGGCAGAAGACAGCAGAGACUCCUUGGCCAUGGCACUUUAUGCACGCUGCUUCGAGUGGGUGAUUAAGAAGAUUAACAGUAGGAUCAAAGGCAAAGAUGACUUUAAAUCUAUUGGCAUCCUUGACAUCUUUGGAUUUGAAAACUUCGAGGUUAAUCACUUUGAGCAGUUCAAUAUAAACUAUGCAAAUGAGAAACUUCAGGAAUAUUUCAACAAGCAUAUUUUUUCUCUGGAACAACUAGAAUAUAGCAGGGAAGGAUUGGUGUGGGAAGAUAUUGACUGGAUAGACAAUGGAGAAUGCCUGGACCUGAUUGAGAAGAAACUCGGUCUCCUGGCUCUUAUCAAUGAAGAAAGCCAUUUUCCUCAAGCCACAGACAGCACCUUAUUGGAGAAGUUACACAAUCAACACGCUAAUAACCACUUUUACGUGAAGCCUAGAGUUGCAGUGAACAAUUUUGGAGUGAAGCACUACGCUGGAGAGGUGCAGUAUGACGUCCGGGGCAUCUUGGAGAAGAACAGAGAUACCUUCAGAGAUGAUCUUCUCAACUUGCUCCGAGAAAGCCGAUUCGACUUCAUCUAUGACCUGUUUGAACACGUUUCAAGCCGCAAUAACCAGGAUACCUUGAAAUGUGGAAGCAAACAUCGACGGCCCACAGUGAGCUCACAGUUCAAGGACUCCCUGCAUUCCUUAAUGGCAACGCUAAGCUGCUCUAAUCCUUUCUUUGUUCGCUGUAUCAAGCCAAACACGCAGAAGAUGCCAGACCAGUUUGACCAGGCGGUUGUGCUAAACCAGCUGCGAUACUCGGGGAUGCUGGAGACGGUGAGGAUCCGGAAAGCCGGGUAUGCGGUCCGAAGGCCCUUCCAGGACUUUUACAAAAGGUAUAAAGUGCUGAUGAGGAACGUGGCUGUGCCCGAGGACAUCCGGGGGAAGUGCACGGCCCUGCUGCAGCUCUACGAUUCGUCCAACAGCGAGUGGCAGCUGGGGAAGACCAAGGUCUUCCUCCGAGAAUCCCUGGAGCAAAAACUGGAGAAGCGGCGGGAGGAGGAAGUUACGAGGGCAGCCAUGGUGAUCCGGGCCCACAUCUUGGGCUACUUAGCACGGAAGCAAUACAGAAAGGUCCUUUAUUGCGUGGUGACCAUACAGAAGAAUUACAGAGCGUUCCUUCUGAGGAAGAGAUUUUUGCACCUGAAAAAAGCAGCCAUAGUUUUGCAGAAGCAACUCCGAGGUCAGAUCGCUCGGAGAGUUUACAGACAGCUGCUGGCGGAAAAACGGGAGGAGGAAGAAAAGAGGAAACGGGAGGAAGAGGAACAGAGGAAACGGGAGGAAGAGGAGAGAGAAAGAGAGAGGGCUCGAAGAGAAGCUGAGCUCCGCGCCCAACAGGAGGAAGCCGCGAGGAAGCAGCAAGAACUGGAAGCCUUGCAGAAGAGUCAAAGGGAGGCCGAGCUGCGCCGUGACCUGGAGAAGCAGAAGGAAAACAAGCAGGUGGAGGAGAUCCUCCGGCUGGAGAAGGAGAUCGAGGACCUGCAGCGCAUGAAGGAGCGGCAGGAGCUGUCCUUGACCGAGGCCUCCCUGCAGAAGCUGCAGCAGCUGCGGGACCAGGAGCUCAAGAGGCUGGAGGACGAGGCGUGCCGGGCGGCGCAGGAGUUCCUGGAGUCGCUCAACUUCGACGAGAUCGACGAGUGCGUCCGCAACAUCGAGCGCUCCCUGUCGGUGGGCAGCGAGUUCUCGGGCGAGCCGGCGGCGCCCGCGGAGAGCGCGUGCGCAGAGAAGCCCAGCUUCAACUUCAGCCAGCCCUACCCGGAGGAGGAGGUGGACGAGGGCUUCGAGGCGGACGACGACGCCUUCAAGGAUUCGCCCAACCCCAGCGAGCGCGGCCACUCGGACCAGCGGACCAGCGGCAUCCGCACCAGCGACGAGUCCUCGGAGGAGGACCCCUACAUGAACGACACGGUGGUGCCCACGAGCCCCAGCGCGGACAGCACGGUGCUCCUCGCCCCGUCGGAGCGCGGCUCGUCCGGAGGGGAGCCCACCUACUGCUUGCCCCAGAACGGCGGGGGCCUCCCCUCCCCGGACGGCGACUACGACUACGACCAGGAUGACUACGAGGACGGCGCCAUCACCUCGGGCAGCAGCGUGACCUUCUCCAACUCGUACGGCAGCCAGUGGUCCCCGGACUACCGGUGCUCCGUGGGCACCUACAACAGCUCCGGGGCCUACCGCUUUAGCUCGGAAGGGGCGCAGUCCUCGUUUGAAGAUAGCGAAGAGGACUUUGAUUCUCGGUUUGAUACAGACGAUGAACUUUCUUACCGGCGGGACUCUGUGUAUAGCUGUGUCACCCUGCCUUACUUCCACAGCUUUCUGUACAUGAAAGGUGGCUUAAUGAACUCCUGGAAACGUCGCUGGUGCGUGCUCAAGGACGAAACCUUCCUGUGGUUCCGCUCUAAGCAGGAGGCCCUCAAGCAAGGCUGGCUCCACAAAAAAGGCGGCGGCUCCUCGACACUGUCCAGGAGGAACUGGAAGAAGCGCUGGUUUGUCCUCCGCCAGUCCAAGCUGAUGUACUUUGAAAACGACAGUGAGGAGAAGCUCAAGGGCACCUUGGAAGUCCGCACGGCAAAAGAGAUCAUAGAUAACACCAGCAAAGAGAACGGGAUUGACAUCAUCAUGGCCGAUAGGACCUUCCACCUGAUUGCAGAAUCCCCCGAAGAUGCCAGCCAGUGGUUCAGCGUGCUGAGUCAGGUCCACGCGUCCACGGACCAGGAGAUCCGGGAGAUGCACGAUGAGCAGGCGAACCCACAAAACGCCGUGGGCACUUUGGACGUGGGGAUGAUAGACUCCGUGUGCGCCUCUGACAGCCCCGAGAGACCCAAUUCGUUUGUGAUCAUCACGGCCAACCGGGUGCUGCACUGCAACGCUGAUACACCGGAGGAGAUGCAUCAUUGGAUAACGCUGCUGCAGAGGUCCAAGGGGGACACAAGAGUGGAGGGCCAGGAAUUCAUCGUGAGAGGGUGGCUGCACAAAGAAGUAAAGAACAGUCCAAAGAUGUCUUCGUUAAAACUAAAAAAACGGUGGUUUGUGCUUACCCACAAUUCCUUGGAUUACUACAAGAGCUCAGAGAAGAAUGCUCUGAAAUUGGGCACGUUGGUCCUCAAUAGCCUGUGCUCGGUGGUGCCUCCGGACGAGAAGAUCUUCAAAGACACAGGCUACUGGAAUGUCACCGUGUACGGCCGCAAGCACUGCUACCGUCUCUACACCAAGCUGCUCAACGAGGCCACCAGGUGGUCCAGCGCCAUUCAAAAUGUGACAGACGCCAAGGCCCCGAUCGACACUCCCACCCAGCAGCUGAUUCAAGACAUCAAGGAGAACUGCCUGAACUCGGAUGUGGUGGAGCAGAUCUACAAACGGAACCCCAUCCUCCGUCACACACACCACCCCCUGCACUCGCCGCUCCUGCCCCUGCCCUACGGAGACAUCAACCUGAACCUGCUCAAAGACAAAGGCUACACCACCCUUCAGGAUGAAGCCAUCAAGAUCUUCAAUUCCCUCCAGCAACUGGAGUCCAUGUCCGACCCCAUUCCCAUCAUCCAGGGCAUCCUGCAGACCGGGCAUGACCUCCGACCUCUGCGAGACGAGCUGUACUGCCAGCUCAUCAAACAGACCAACAAGGUGCCCCAUCCGGGCAGCGUGGGCAACCUGUGCAGCUGGCAGAUCCUGACGUGCUUAAGCUGCACCUUCUUGCCGAGCCGGGGCAUCCUCAAGUACCUGCGGUUCCAUCUGAGAAGGAUACGGGAGCAGUUUCCAGGAACCGAGAUGGAAAAAUACUCCCUCUUCAUUUAUGAAUCUCUCAAGAAAACCAAAUGCAGAGAGUUUGUGCCUUCCCGAGAUGAGAUCGAAGCACUGAUCCACAGGCAGGAGAUGACGUCCACGGUGCACUGCCACGGCGGAGGCUCCUGCAAGAUCACCAUCAACUCCCACACCACGGCCGGGGAGGUGGUGGAGAAGCUGAUCAGAGGCCUCGCCAUGGAGGACAGCAGGAACAUGUUCGCCUUGUUUGAGUACAACGGAAAUGUGGAUAAAGCCAUUGAAAGCCGAACCAUCGUAGCUGACGUGUUAGCAAAGUUUGAAAAGCUGGCUGCCACAUCGGAGGUGGGGGACCGACCCUGGAAAUUCUACUUCAAACUCUACUGCUUCUUGGACACAGACAAUGUGCCAGAAGACAGUGUGGAAUUCGCGUUUAUGUUUGAACAGGCACACGAAGCUGUUAUCCGUGGCCACUACCCGGCCCCCGAAGAGAACCUCCAGGUUCUUGCUGCCCUGCGGCUCCAAUACCUGCAGGGGGAUUACUCCCUGCAUGCCUCCGUGCCGCCCCUCGAGGACGUCUACUCCGUGCAGAGGCUGAAGGCCCGCAUCAGCCAGUCGACCAAAAGCUUCACCCCAUGUGAGCGGCUGGAGAAGAGGCGGACGAGCUUCCUGGAGGGGACGCUGAGGCGGAGCUUCCGGACGGGGUCUGUCGUCCGACAGAAGGUCGAGGAAGAGCAGUUGCUGGACAUGUGGAUCAAGGAGGAAGUCUCCUCGGCUCGGGCCAGCAUCAUUGACAAAUGGAAGAAAUUGCAGGGAAUGGGCCAGGAGCAGGCCAUGGCCAAGUACAUGGCCUUGAUCAAGGAGUGGCCAGGCUAUGGGUCGACGCUCUUUGAUGUGGAGUGCAAGGAAGGCGGCUUCCCCCAGGACCUCUGGUUGGGCGUCAGCGCGGACGCUGUCUCUGUCUACAAGCGUGGGGAGGGAAGACCGUUAGAGGCCUUCCAGUACGAGCACAUCCUCUCGUUUGGGGCGCCUCUGGCAAACACGUACAAGAUCGUGGUUGACGAGAGGGAACUGCUCUUUGAAACCAGUGAGGUGGUCGAUGUGGCCAAGCUCAUGAAAGCCUACAUCAGCAUGAUCGUGAAGAAACGCUACAGCGCGUCGCGCUCCGUGAGCAGCCAGGGCAGCUCCAGGUGAAGGCGGGAGGGAGUCGGCGUGUCUUCAGCGUCCGGAUGGGCCACCCUCUGGCCUCGGCCGGCUAGGGCAGAGCUGCCCCCGCUUCCGGAAGCCCCUCGUCGGAGGGAGGCGUCUCCCAGGGUCCUUUCGCCCCGUCGACGUCUGCGAUCCCGUAUUAAGCUGUCAACCUUAACAGUCCGUCCAGUUUCGAAAGCUUUACUACUCUUAGAUGACACAUGCCUUAAGACAGAGAGGAAAAAAGCCCCCACGCUGCCACCAAAGCAGCCAGAAGUGCCUUAACGUGUGGAACCAACACUAAUUGACCUUAACUGUGCUACUGAAGGGAAAUGCCCCCCCAGCCCCUGUUUGGGGGGAGACUUACAAAGCUUGGUGGGGGGUGUUCAUCUAUCAAUUCUGCACUAACCUCCCAGCCUGAUUUCCCUACUUGGAGGGAAGGUGAGGGGGUCGGGAGGGGGGACAGAGGGAGCACAAGGGGACAGGAUAUUUUAGUUGGAGUGCUGCUGGCAGCCUUCCUCAUGGACAUAUAUUAACUUCUUUUUGUUUGUUUCAUCUUUUAAGUCUGUGUGCCUGCCUGUGCGCCCAUGUGUUCAUAAACUCAUCACUUUAAUCACUGUCUCAUGAGCAUUAAAAGCAAAGGGAAAAAGGAUGUGCAAUGGUGUAAACAGUCUGUAUAUUUUAAUAGUUCAGAGUUCUAGUCUUCAGUCGUUACUUUAUGAGGUGGUUUUAUUAACACACCAGAAUCCUGGGUUUUCCUGUCUUUGCUGUAUUUCGAAAACCACAUUUUUGACCCCGUUCUGUUUUACGUGUAGCAAAAGUCUGCACUCUGCAUCUGCUGUAUUAUAAACAGAUAUGCAGCCUAUACAAAUAAUUGUAUUUAUAAACCACUCUUCAACAGCUGGCUCCAGUGCUGUUUUUAGAACGAUAUGAAGUCAUUUUUUGAGUCUUUAGUUCCUAAAAAAAUUUAAGUUAAGAAAAAGUUUUCUUUGAAGGUUAGUCUCGAUCGCUCCGGGUAGAUUACCAAAUACCACGAUGGAUAUGGCGGCAAGAUGCCGCGUUCCCGAAGGGUGUAAUGCAUGAGCGAGUCUUGUAAAGGACCCUGACAGUAUAAAUGCUGAGGCUUUAAUAUAAUACGUCUUCUCCCAAGUUUAUAAUGAUAGUCUGACCAGGUGCCUGUAAAUAAAUCAGUGUUUAUGACCAGAAAAAAAAAUAAUCUGGUCUCGGACUUUUAUUUUUAUAUAGAAGAGUUGUAAAGACUUAGGCCAACUAAGUCUACCCACAAAGAAAGAAAAAAAAAAAUUGCCUUAUCCCUCCGGGACAGCUAUGCGAAAUCAUGGUCUGUUGGCUCAAAGAAAGUCUGACAAUAAAAGAUAUUAGCUAUCA